Drosophila persimilis is the source of this 854-nucleotide messenger RNA. RefSeq lists its product as uncharacterized. The transcript has 3 exons. Lineage: Eukaryota; Metazoa; Arthropoda; Insecta; Diptera; Drosophilidae. The record is from RefSeq and is a predicted model, not a curated record. The coding region runs from base 596 to 766 and encodes 56 amino acids.
AUUCAGUUGGUUGCUAAAUUCAAUUCCGAUCCGGUCAGGUGCGUUGUUCGGCUGAUUCUCAGAUAUUUCCACAGAGCCACCAUGUGCUGUCCAAGUCGCUAUUACCGGAACACGCCGUGCGUGCAGUGCUGUCUCAUCGACUGCAGCUACUGCUGCUUCCGAUCAGACUGUUGUGGCCCCUGCUGUGGGACCACCCUAGUUUGUGCGGCGGGUGCUGUGGAUCUUGCUGCUAGCAGGGCUGAAGAUGGACCACGACAACGCACCCCGACCCGGCGGACUGGCAAGCAUUCUCCAACUGGAUGUAGAAUUUAUUCUCUUUUAUGAACAGCAACAGCAACAGCAACAGAACGAGUAGUAGUAGGCUUCGAAUCGAUUUGGAGCAGCUGUCCAGGUUGACGAGCUGCCGAAUAUCGGCUGGAGCUCAUUCCGACUUUGAGCCUGGUUGUGAACACAUCAAAAAAAGUUUUCAAUCUCCAAAAACCAACAUCUUUUGGAACCCUUUUUUUGUUUGUGAACACCUGUGCUCUCUGUCGAAACCAUCCUCCAUCUCCAUCUCCUGUUCCUGCUCCUACUCCAGCUGACUACGCUCAUCAGGAUGUGCUGCAAUCCCGGUGGCAGCUGCGGUCUGCCCGCCUGUAUCCAGUGCACCAACUUCUGCUUCAACUGCUGGACCGGCACGGCGAGCGUUCCCAGCUGUCGCCCUGGCUACACACCAGCCUGUCCGCUCUAUCGCGGCUGCUGCGGUGGGCCUCGAGGCUGUUGCUAGCUACCCUCCUCGAUGUCUACGAAACUGAGAAAUCAAAUUUACCGUCUCUCAUAGAAAAUCAUCUGUGAAUAAAUCCCAACAAAACAAA